UUGAACUGGAGGAACAGCUUAUGUGCUGCUAGGUGCUUUGCCAAGCUCUCCCGCUUCUGUCCGCCGCCGCGCCUGGGCGUUGGCAAGAGGAGGCUGGUCUAUAGGACUGGGUCGAACUGGAAGAAGCCGCCAAAGAACAUGACAAUCAGGAUCCCGCCGAACGGGCGAUACGCGUCGUCCCUGUAUUCACUG
Molecule: messenger RNA, 192 nt
Organism: Chaetomium strumarium
Lineage: Eukaryota; Fungi; Ascomycota; Sordariomycetes; Sordariales; Chaetomiaceae
Exons: 1
Source: RefSeq, a predicted model, not a curated record